Molecule: messenger RNA, 1095 nt
Organism: Microplitis demolitor
Lineage: Eukaryota; Metazoa; Arthropoda; Insecta; Hymenoptera; Braconidae
Gene: OSCP1
Product: protein OSCP1
Exons: 4
Coding region: 1-1095 (364 amino acids)
Biological process (GO): transport
Cellular component (GO): plasma membrane; cytoplasm
Source: RefSeq, a predicted model, not a curated record
AUGUCAUUACACUGCAAUCCAAUAAUUUAUUUAAAUAUGGGGGGUGAAAUGUUAUAUGUUUUGCAACAAAGAUUGAAAGCGCAAAAAAUUAACACACGUAAAACAACAAUAGUAAUGGAUGAGAUAACAGCAGCAUUAGUGCAUCCAAAAAUAUUAUCAACGAUUUUCAAUGACUCGGAAAUUUCGAGCUUGAGUUGGAUGCGAUCGACGUUAGAAAAUAUCGCGUUGUGUUCAAUAAUGCGAUUAGACGCUGAUAGUAUGAACAAAUUGUUUGACUUAAUGAUGAUGAUGGUCAAGUAUCAGCUGUCAGUUGCCACUGGACCUAGAGAAGUUGUUUUGCUGACGAUGAACCACGUCGACGCAUUUCGGAAUAUGGUCACUCGCAGUGGGACACAUGGAAGAAUUACUGUCGUUCAUGAAAUGAUUAUUAAAAAAUAUGGACCGUUGACUUAUGACGAAGUAUGGCAGGCGAGGAAUGAAUGCUUGGAUUUGCUGUGCGGAAUUAAUGUACGGGUGUCUAUUCUACUGAAAUUGGGAUUGCAGAAUGAGGACACUACGUUUAAUAAUCACCCACGUAAUUAUAAUGAAAAAUUUGAGUCAAAACGUGAUGAACUGGGAGCUAUUAAAUUAAUGGAUACACCUCAGGCUCAUAGAGUUGGAUCUUUCCAACUGCUGGGUGACCGUGUUACGUUUCUGGGAAAAAAUAUAUACACAAUGAACUUUACAUUUGUAAUAAACAAACCGCAACAACUGAUACCUACUAAAAGCAGAGACAAAUUGUUUAUUAAAGACAAAGGAACAAAAGCUGAACUUGGAAUGCUGGCAAUGCAAUUGGGUACCGAAGAUACAUCCUCAUCAACAAGGACAUUCAGUCUCGACCUAUUUGAUGACAUCGACGUCAAAACUGAUGAUGACAUCGAGAAAAGUGUCCCCGAAGAUCCCGCAGUUAAUCAAAAUAAUGAAAACAAUGACAAGAUUAAUACAAACGAUGAUUAUAAGAACAAACUAGAAAAUAUUUGCUCAGAUUUUUUGACAACUGAAGAUAAGAUUGAAAACAAAUUAAAUCUUUUACAGCUUCUUGAUGAGGCCAAUUAA